GUCUGAAUCAUAGACUGUAUAUUAAUAUUAUAUUAUAUAUUACAGUGUAUGGUCUGAACGUAACUGAACUGAACUCUAUUGGGACUCAAGCGUAGACCGUUGAUUUACUGUCUAUGGACCCAGCGCAUUAUAAGGAUUUAUUUUGAAAACUAUGAUGGGAAGUUUAACCUUGUUUGAUGGUGGACAGCGGAAGUGUCGCGUGACUGCUUGGGGUCUUGGACACAUCUGCCUCCACGUCUCUGGGAUUUAAAUUAGCCUGGAAUAUGAGCAGAAGAAGAAGAUAAGCAGCGGCGGCUGGCUUCCUGCAGGAUUUUGCCAAGGCUUUUUGUUUUCCCUGGACAUGCCUGUUCGAUGGAGCAACGCUGAGCUAAGCUAGCUGGCUGACAGUCCGGCUAGCGCUACAUUUCCAGGCUUUUGGAUGACUGUUUAGCUGAAGGGCUGAUUUUAUUUCGGAUCAGCGCUACAUCCCCUGGCUGGGUAAGGAGCCAGCAUGGGGGAGCCCAGCCUGGACGACGCCAACGUCAAGGUGGCUGUUCGUGUACGGCCGAUGAACAGGAGAGAAAAGGAACUAAACACUAAAUGUAUCGUCGAGAUGGCGAAGAACCAAACGAUCCUCCAUCCUGGCGGAGCUAACCUGGGCAAAGCAGACUCCAGGAGUCAGUCCAAGGUCUUUGCCUAUGAUUACUGUUUCUGGUCCAUGGAUGAGACCGAUAAGGAGAGAUUUGCUGGCCAAGAGGUGGUCUUCCAGUGCCUUGGGGAAAGUCUUCUCCGCAACGCCUUCCAGGGCUACAAUGCCUGUAUCUUUGCCUAUGGACAAACUGGAUCGGGAAAGUCGUACACCAUGAUGGGUUCAGGGGACCAGCCAGGUCUGAUUCCCCGGCUGUGCAGUGCUUUGUUUGAUCGAACCCAGAAGGAACAGCGGGAGGAGGAGAGCUUCACUGUUGAGGUGUCCUACAUGGAGAUCUACAACGAGAAGGUCCGAGAUCUGCUCGACCCCAAAGGGGGUAGACAAACUCUGAGGGUGAGGGAACAUAAGGUUUUGGGUCCCUACGUGGAUGGCCUGUCUCGACUAGCUGUGGCUAGCUACAAGGACAUUGAGUCUCUGAUGUCAGAGGGAAAUAAGUCUCGGACUGUCGCUGCUACCAACAUGAACGAGGAGAGCAGUCGAUCACACGCCGUCUUCAACAUCAUCCUCACGCACACACUGAAAGACUUGCAGUCCGGGACAAGCGGGGAGAAGGUGAGUCGGUUGAGUCUGGUAGACUUGGCUGGAAGUGAGAGAGCGGCAAAGACUGGAGCAGCAGGGGAGCGACUCAAGGAGGGAAGCAAUAUCAACAAGUCUCUCACUACGCUGGGCCUGGUGAUCUCUGCGCUAGCUGAACAGGGAUCAACAAAGAACAAGAACAAGUUUGUUCCCUACAGAGACUCUGUGCUGACAUGGUUGCUGAAGGACUGUCUGGGUGGCAACAGUCGCACAGCGAUGGUUGCAACUGUGAGUCCAUCAGCAGACAACUAUGAGGAGACUUUGUCAACGCUGCGGUAUGCGGACAGAGCAAAGAGCAUUGUUAACCAUGCCGUUGUUAACGAAGACCCCAAUGCUCGCAUAAUCAGGGAGCUCCGAGAGGAAGUGGAGAAACUACGAGUGCAACUGACUCAGGCAGAGUCUUUGAAGGCUCCAGAGCUUAAAGACCGUCUGGAAGAGUCAGAAAAGUUGAUCCAAGAGAUGACUAUCACCUGGGAGGAGAAGCUUCGAAAAACUGAGGAGAUUGCACAGGAGCGCCAGAAGCAGUUGGAGAGUCUGGGUAUUUCUCUCCAGUCUUCAGGGAUUAAAGUUGGAGAUGAUAAGAGUUUUCUUGUCAACCUCAACGCCGAUCCUGCCCUCAAUGAACUGCUGGUGUACUACCUGAAGGAACACACAAAGGUGGGCUCGGCAGACUCUCAGGACAUCCAGCUGUGCGGGAUGGGUAUCCAGGCAGAGCACUGUGUCAUCGACAUUAUGGCAGAUACUGCAGUCAUCCUCACCCCCUACCGCAAUGCUCGGACAUGUGUUAAUGGUUCUCCAGUGACCAGUGCUCUGCAGCUUCACCAUGGUGACCGAAUUUUCUGGGGAAACAACCACUUCUUCAGGAUCAACCUGCCUAAGCGGCGCUCUCGGGGGCCUGAGGAUGAAGAGGGUGAAGGUAGUGCGAUGAAGAACAGUGGCAGCAGUGAGCAGCUGGAUGCAGAUGGUGACACAGCCAGCGAAGUGUCCAGUGAAGUCAGCUUCUCCUAUGAGUUCGCCCAGACAGAGGUCAUGAUGAAGGCCCUGGGCAAUAAUGACCCCAUGCAAGCAGUCCUGCAGUCUCUGGAGAGGCAGCACGAAGAGGAGAAGCGCUCUGCUCUGGAGCGACAAAGACAAAUGUACGAGCAGGAACUCCAGCAGCUCCGCAAGAAGCUGAACCCGGACCGGCUGUCCAUCGGUUCCUUUGGAGGGCCGGCGUCUGGCCAGCAAGGUCCAGGACAGCAGUCUCACUACCGCAGCAUGGAGAGACUCAGUAUGGGAGGGAUAAGUCAUUCAACCAGUGCUCAGAGCAGACUGAGGCAGUGGAAUGAGGACAGGGAGGCAGUGUUGGUUAGGAGUCUGCGACGGCUGAGGGAGCAGAUAGUGAGAGCAAACCUCCUGGUUCAAGAAGCCUGUUUCAUCUCUGAGGAGCUGGAGCGACACACCGAGUACAGAGUCACUCUGCAGAUUCCAUCGGAUAACCUCAACGCAAACCGCAAGAGGGAUGCAGUGCUCAGUGAACCAGCAAUUCAGGUUCGGCGUCGGUGUCGAGGGAAGCAGAUCUGGAGUCUAGAGAAGAUGGAGAACCGUCUGGUUGACAUGAGAGAGCUUUACCAAGAGUGGCAGGACUACAACCUCCAUCACCAUGACAACCCUGUGAUGCGCUCAUAUUUCCGUCGAGCAGACCCGUUCUUUGACGAGCAGGAAAACCACAGUCUGAUCGGCGUUGCAAAUGUCUUCCUUUCCUGUCUCUUCUACGAUGUCAAGCUGCAGUACGCUGUUCCCAUCAUCAAUCAGAAGGGGGAGGUGACAGGGCGUCUUCAUGUGGAGGUGGUGAGGGUUGGAGGGGGAUUAGAGGACAAUAUGGCUGGAGGCGAUGAAUCCGAUAACAACCAAGACACUGAAGUCCAGGAUCGCAAACUGGUGUGCAUGAUUAAGAUCCUGCAGGCCACUGGUCUUCCCCAGUACCUGUCCAACUUCGUCUUCUGUCAGUAUUCAUUCUGGGACCAGCCUGAGCCUGUCAUUGUGGCUCCUGAAGUAGACCCAUCAUCCUCGUCGCCCAGCCCCAAGGACCCACACUGCAUGGUGGUGUUUGACAGCUGCAAGGAGGUGGCAGUGUCAGUGACGGAGGAUUUCAUUGAAUACCUGACUGAAGGGGCAGUUGUCAUUGAGGUAUAUGGACACAGACAGGCUGAUGCAGGAAGAAACCCCGCCCUGUGGGACCUCAGCAUUAUCCAGGCCAAAACACGCACAUUGCGAGACAGGUGGAGUGAAGUAACACGUCGCCUGGAGCUGUGGAUUCAAAUCCUGGAGAUAAAUGAGAAUGGAGACUUUGUCCCAGUGGAAGUGGUUCCUGCCAAAGAUGUGCGGACUGGGGGAAUCUUCCAGCUUCGGCAGGGUCAGUCAAGGCGAAUCCAGGUGGACGUGCGUUCAGUUCAGGACUCGGGCACCAUGCCUCUGAUAGCAGAAAUACUACUUGCAGUGUCAGUGGGUUGUGUGGAGGUCAGAAACACCACAGCAAACCAGGAAGGAGAUGAGAUGGACAGUUAUCAGGAAAGAGACCUGGAGCGUUUGCGGCGGCAGUGGUUAGCUGCUCUCACCAAGAGACAGGAAUACCUCGAUCAGCACCUGCAGAGCCUGGUCAGCAAAGCAGAAAAAACAGAAGAUGACAUGGAGAGAGAGGCCCAGCUGCUAGAAUGGCGCUUGACUCUGACAGAGGAGAGAAAUGCUGUCAUGGUGCCCUCUGCUGGCAGCGGCAUUCCUGGAGCUCCUGCUGAAUGGGUUCCUCUGCCUGGCAUGGAGACUCACACUCCUGUCCUCUUCCUGAACCUCAAACCUGAUGACCUCAGCUCUCCAGACCAGUUUGAGGUUCCUGAAGCUGGAGGUUGGGAUGCCACCCUGAGUGGAGAGGAUGAGGACGACUUCUUUGACCUGCAGAUCGUCAAACACUACGAUGGAGAGGUGAAAGCAGAGGCAUCAUGGGACUCUACCGUCCAUGAGUGUCUCCAGCUCAGUCGUGGGGGGGCGUGGCCGGAGCAGCGGGUAUACCUGACAGUUCGAGUGGUGGUUCAGCUUAGCCACCCUGCCGACAUGCAGCUGGUCCUAAGAAAGAGGAUCUGUGUCAACGUUAACCAGGGCCGCCAGGGUUUUGCACACAACUUUCUUAGAAGGAUGUCCACCCGCAGCACCAUACCAGGCUGUGGGGUCACCUUUGAGGUGGUCUCCAACAUCCCCGGGGACGCCCCUGGUUCAGAAGACAGGGAGAUGCUGGCUAACCUCGCUGCCAGCGCACACAACGGCCAGUCAGCUGAUGACGAGGCUGCAAUUGAGAAAUACCUCCGCAGUGUCCUUAGUCUGGAGAACAUCCUGACUCUGGAUAGACUCAGACAGGAGGUGGCAGUGAAGGAGCAACUGACGGGCAGAGGGAAGAGCAACAAACGGAGCAUAAGUUCUCCUUCUGUCCACAGGCUGUCGGGAAGUAGACAAGACCUGUCCACAACCUGCCUGGACGAUAAGGGUCGAUGGGAGAGUCAGCAGGAUAUCUUCAUGCCUUCUCAGUUUCACCGCACCCUCCCCCGGCCUGCCUCUUCCCCUUCCACCUACUCCACCUCCCCUUCUUCAUCCCCCACUCCCUUUGGCAUAACAUCCUCACAGAACCAGGAACCAGAGCAAGGUCGUUCAGGACUUGCUGCCUCUUAUCUUUCAGUUAAAGCCCUGGUUCCUCAGAUGCCCAAACUGCUCAAGUCUCUGUUUCCAGCACGAGACGAGAAGAAGGAGCUGAGACCUUCGCCACACAACCAGCAGCAGCAUGUCCCUCGCAUCGUAACAUCAGGAGGGGACGACAGUCGAGUCAAGGCUGAGACGACUGCUAUUCUCCGGCCCCCAACCAAAGACAGACGGGCAGAGUUCCCAGAAGUCCCUUCUCUUCCUGUGCAUGACCCGCAUGACAUCACCCCCCUCAGCCCCCUCAGCCAGUCAUCAAGCGGCUACUUCUCCAGUAGUGUUUCUACCGUUACCCUGUCUGACGUUCUCCAACCUUCCUCCUCGUCGUCCUCCCUCCUGGCCGCUGAGACUACAUUACCCACAAACCCCCAGCAGCAGGGUGCUGACAGGAACGAUGUUGUAAACUCUCCUUCUCAGUGUGGCACCAAGAUGGCCGUCGUUGCUCCACCCGCUUCCCACAGCUCAGCCAAUCACAACAGCUUCACUGCAGAAAACUCCUUCUCUGAACACAAGCUGGUCAACUCAGGAAGAGGAGGAGGAGGAGGAGGAGGAGGAGGGGGGGAUGGCUUUGAGAGGCUGGAGAUCUUUGUGGACGAUGAAGAGCGUAGCCACGACAACGUACUGCCUGACUGGCUGACAGAAGGGGCGUGUGUUACAGUAGGAAGCAAUAAGGCCGGGGCAGUGCGCUACGUGGGAACGACGCAGUUUGCGGAUGGAGUGUGGGUGGGGGUGGAGCUGGACACCCCUGUAGGCAAAAAUGACGGUUCCGUUGGAGGUCAUCGGUAUUUCCAAUGUAAACCGGGUUACGGGGUGCUGGUUCGCCCGGACCGGCUGUCCUGCCGUGAUCCGACCAGCCGGCGAACGGGAGACUUCACUGCUCCUGCACAUGUCCCCGUCUUGCGAGGAGAAGCCAUUGUUGCCCGCCAGGGGGAGAAUCGCAAGUCGUGGAGCAGUUGAGACAGGGAAAGUAGGAGCUGGAUGGGAGAGAUGAGCUCCCUACAGCCCUCCUCCUCUCUUCCUCUCCUCCCAGCUAUGCAACAGGCUCCCACAUCAGAACUGAAAUACUGCCUACCCUCCCACAGUUUGAAACUACACUCACUACAUCCAUUUAAAAGUAAUGGAUGGAAGUAGAAUAAAGACAAUGGAGAGGCCAUUUAGAACGAGGGCAAGUAAGUUGAUGAGACUAUUCAGAGUGUACAGAAGUCUGUGGAAGGACUAUUUAUCAUAAUGUGGGAAGAAUGGCAGUCAAUAGGGAAGACUGCUGAGAGUAAAUGAAAGUCAGAGCAGUCUUUGUUGUAUCUGGAGCUCUGCGGGGGGGGGGGGGUGGAUGCUCCAGACUGGAUGAUUGGCCUCAGAGAUGCUCUCUGAGCUGAUAUACAGGGAUGCAACCAGUCACAUUUCAGGCAGGAGUCACUUUUUUGAUCCCAGUUCACAUCAGAGAAUAUAUAUUUUAAACUUGGGGAGCAUUUUAGAGUACAGAAAACCCACUUACAGAAUAAAAAUAUUUUGCAAUUUUUUAUUCUAUUUAUCAUUCAUAAUAAGUUAUUAUCAGUAGCUUUAGCUAUCAGAAAAUAUCAAAAUAUACACAUUCUUAGAGCUGAAAACAAUGUCUAAAUGAAUAAUAUUGAAUUUUCUUUAGUGUUUUAUGCAUUUAUUAUCCUCCCUACACGUCUCACUAUAGUAUGUGCUCUGUGUUCUUGGUGAAUGACGAAACGGAUCCAAUGGAAUUUUUAGACACAAUUUUUUUUUUUUUUUUUUAUUUGGAGGAAGAGUGACAUAAAGCUUAAUCCAUGCCAUACUGUGUGUUUGCAUCCCUGGAUAUGAUGUCUCUGCCUGGUAGUCCUGAGACUCUAUGUCCCAGAAUGCCCUGCUCCGGCUGCCACUCCCCUGAACUCUCUUGUCUACAGACACUUCUACUCCUUGUUUGAGACUCGUCUCCUCCUCCUGGACUCCUUUUCUUUUGAAAAUAGAUCCUCCCAGAAUGUGCCUUCUCCAUGGCUUGGUUUGCAUUUGUUUUUCUGUAUAUUUAAUUUCUGUUGGCUGUGUUUUAAGAGAAUGCCUUGUGCUAAGUGUGAGGUGAUCUCAGGGACUGCAGAGGGGAAAGGACAAGGAGGGGCGUGUGUGUGUGUGCGCGUGUGUGUGUGUGUGUGUGUGUGUGUGUGUGUGUGCGCGCCGUGUGUGUGUUUAAACGUUAUACAGUGUUGCCCUAUGUGCACAGAUAAGUUUGUAUUGUCGUAGCCGUGGCGAUGUUGACAUGAAGACUGCGUGAAGCAGGAGAGGUUGUGUCCUUGUUGGACAAAGCCACUAUAAGAGCAAAUUGUUUGUCCUGGGAGGCUUUAAAAGUCCAUUUUGCACUGGAGACGUUGGAGAAGAAGCAGCUGUGUGCUGGCAGGUGUGUGUGGUCGCGGUGCAGCGAGCGAGGACCAGUGGAAACCGUUUCCUCCAACCAGCGACUAAUGUGGAAAUGGUUGUUGAUGUGGUUCGCUCCAUCUGGAGGCCUGUUGUUGAAGCUAAUUUGCUAGUUGCCCUCUGUGACUGACAUUUGGAUGCCGGGGGGGCACUGCAGUACUGGUGUUGGUGCGAGUAGGCAUGAGUAUGUGUUAAGGAAAGUGAGAAGCUCUGCUGCGUAUUCCCCACUUGAGAAUUGAUUUGAUUCUAUGCAUUUGAUCAGUUUUUUAAAUCUAGUUUCUAUCUUUUUAUUUCUAAAUGACUGAGGACUCAAGUGGGAGAAGCGGCUGUGUGUUUUGGGAGAGUAUUAAACAGAAAGCAGUUAUGACUGACUGAACAUUCCUGCAUGUCUGCUAAAGAAAACUUCCAGACCUUGGGAUUUUUAAAAUGAGUUUUUUAUUAAAUGUCACAUUCCAGAGGGACUUUAACAUUUUACAGUGACCUUAUUCUUUGUGUAUUCCUUUGUGGAAAAACAUUAGCAAUAUAUCACAGCACUGUUUCAGACUUUAUAUACUUUCAUAUGCUUUGUGUAAACCAUCAAUUCACGGAGAGGGUCAACAAAAUACACAAGUACUCCCAAUACUUUUCCAUCAUAAUUUUACACAUGUUUAGUUUACUCUCAUAAGGAGUCCUACUCCGCCUGUGAAAGCACUUGUGUAACGUCUUCUGUAGCUUUGGGGGAGCUUCAUGAAGUGUGUGUAUGAAAGGGUUUCCCUUUGAUAAAGUGGUGAAGGUCAGGGGAGGUGUUUGGGUGGAGUCGUCCGGAGGUGAAGCGAUGCUGUCUACCAAGUGAGCAGCGCCAUGUGCUGAUAGGUGGGAUUGAUGAAGAAAAAGUACCGUAAUAUUUCAUCAUCACCACCACUCGGUAUACUUUAGGACCUUGUCUCAUUUACAUCGGCUGUAAGUUCUGAUCCCGGUGAUGGCAAACCUGAAUAUGAUAUGAUAUAUGCUGUUUCUAUGGUAACAUUUAUUUUAUCCAUGUAUAGGAGUCUACCCAGAUUCUGAUAUGACGAUGCAUACAUAUAAUUUUGAAUGCAUCAUCUGGAAUACCACGUGCAUGUAAACGCACUCAGUAUGUCUGAACUCUAUCAUCUUUAUGGAUACUAUUUUUUUCCAUUUCUUUUUUUUAUCAUGCGUCUUUUUAAUUCGAGAGGCCUGAAUUUACUAUUUAUAUUUAAAUGCUUGUACACAUGCAUUUAUCUCAUGGAAAUCAAUAAAAAGCCUUUUUAUUUUAAUAAAUAUUGCACAAAUGAUUCCAUGAAAAUUGCUGCUAUUAGCAUUGUAAAUCUACCUGUAAAUGGAUCAGCUGAUCCUCUUACUGUGUUAUGUUACUCUAUCUCUUACUGUAUACUCGGUUGAUUUAAUCUGAGAAACUAGUCCGUGCUUUGGUUUAGUGGCCAAUAUAUUUUUAAUAUGGAGCAGUAAAAAUCCUAAAAAUUAGGCACUUUGUCAUGUGAGCCUUGAAGAUGAUGUGGGAGGAAAGGUUUGAAUAUUUUCUUGUUGGAAAUUCACUCCUGCGUGGAGUUUGGAAGAGGAAAUAUAAUUUUGGAGUUAAAGGAAAAGACGAUAUAUCACCAUAGUCUAGUUAUUACCUAUGUAUUUAUUAUCUGGCCUAAAAGCCCAGGACCUCUGGAGUCCUCUGAUUGGUUGGCUGUUGUGUGUGUUAUAAGUUGUGAAGUGGUUUGUAGGUACUCCUGUUAAGUUCUUUUUACGUCAUAUUGUGGUUCAUAAAAGUCGUGUGUGUGUGUGUGUGUGUGUGUGUGUGUGUGUGUGUGUGUAGGGGGGGAAGAAGACCUGUCUUUGAUUCAGUUAUGUCUGAGUUCUUGCCUAGAUGGGAAACGACCACCAGCUGCUCUCUUGAUACAUUCACACCUCCAGUCUGGGGCUGGUGUCCUUCCCAUCCUGGUCUAAGCUCGGGGAACUGUGACAGGGGCUUGAGAUCACUUCAGGCUUCUGGUUGUCCCUUUUUAUGUUAUUGUGCCUCAGAAACCAUCCGACCAUGUGUCUUCCACAUACUGUUUUCAUAUCUCCAGACGGGAAUUGGAAGAGUUCAUUUCUGGAACGCUUGUAUAUGUGGGAAGAAAAUGCAACCUGGUCUUAUUUUAAGAUUCAGGUUCUCAAGUUAGCUGUUGUACUGAAAUAGUUUAAAUUCUCUGGCUUCAAGUCAAUAUUCUUCAGCCAUAUUCAUCACCUAAAAAAUACGACUAUUGGUUAAAUUGGGAGCUAUUACUUUACUUGACAGCAGAGCUAAGCUCAAACGUGGUGGUAGUACCAGAUACAUGUCUGUUCUCCCAGCACACGUCUUCCUCUACAAGUCUUCACUCAGUGUGCAGCCUCAUGCGUUACAGAUUAGACAGGCAGCUCAGGGGCUGCCUGGUGCACCAUAGCCAUUUCAAUAAGGAUCUGUAAAAAUAGAAAACUAGCAUCAGUAAUAUUGUUUUGCUCAGAGUGGAUUUAAUGUGGUAACUUUGAGUGGUGUACAUCUCAGCCAGCAGUGUUAUUUAUGUCUGUAGCACCCAUAGGAACCACAUUCAGUUCGACUUGUAUUGAUGGGAUUUGUGUCCAAGCAUAUUCAUAUCGAUGUGUAUGAAUCUUCAGCCCUGCAGAAUGUUUCUUUUUGUUGGUUUCUUUUCUUGUCUUAAGUGCUUCUUUUUCGCUCAGAUUUUGGUUCCACAUGUUGUUCUGCAGUCCUGUAGCUGUGUGGGAUGAGCAGUCUGAAGCGACCCUGCCUUAAUGUGGCCUUCACCCUGGAACCAGACUCUAACUAAACACGUCACUGUUGUACUAUAACAUGGAAGUGUACUCUGCUAUUAUUUAACCGGACCAUUCCAAAACCAUUUUAACCCUUUCUGGUUUACUAUU
Etheostoma spectabile (orangethroat darter) is the source of this 10294-nucleotide messenger RNA. It is a transcript of the gene kif13ba, whose product is annotated as kinesin family member 13Ba. Gene Ontology annotation, biological process: microtubule-based movement. Gene Ontology annotation, molecular function: microtubule binding; microtubule motor activity; ATP binding. The transcript has 39 exons. The record is from RefSeq and is a predicted model, not a curated record. The coding region runs from base 491 to 5941 and encodes 1816 amino acids. Lineage: Eukaryota; Metazoa; Chordata; Actinopteri; Perciformes; Percidae.